Racocetra fulgida is the source of this 1197-nucleotide messenger RNA. The record is from the annotation of a GenBank genome assembly. Lineage: Eukaryota; Fungi; Glomeromycota; Glomeromycetes; Diversisporales; Gigasporaceae.
AUGAAAAUGGCAUUAUUGAUUGGACAGUUGCCAAGGCUAAAAAAGAUAUCGACGGAUGUGGUGUGCGGGACGUCGUGGUUGUUUACUCUACCUACAACAAAGAAAAUGAAUCAUUUGCUGAAACAGAUACACCAUUCCCAUUCCCUGCACCAACCCUUAUAGUGAAACCAAAACAACUUGUUAGAGUUUUAAUAAGGAAUAUGCUUGGAGAGCCGACCACGUUCCAUUGGCAUGGACUUCUUAUGCAAAAGGCCUGUUUUGCGGAUGGAUCCGAGUCCGUAACACAAUGCCCAAUCAAAGAGGGUGAAAAUUUUCUAUACGAAUUUAAGGCUAAUGAUAAACCUGCUCAACGUGUUGAUGGAUUAUACGGCUACAUAAUCAUUGAGGAUGAUGAUAAUAAAUGUUAUGAUGAAGAUUUAGAUUCAGAUAAUGCUGAGAAUCCAUGCCCAUAUUGUGUCCUCAUAUCAGACUGGUACAAUGUUUGGGCAAAUACAUUACUGAAUGCAUAUCGUUACUGUAAUUAUUCACCUAAAAUAGCUGCAGAGCCUGUUCCUCACUCCAUAGUUAUUAAUGGAAAGGGUGCAGGAAAUUGUUUGGGUUGUACACCGAAAAAUAGUGUUGUAGCACCUGAAGUUAUCGAGGUUGAAGGAAUGCGCGUCAAGGACUCAUAUAAGAAUCACACAAAAUUACCUCUUAGUGUCGGACAAAGAUAUUCUGUGAUAGCUAGCACUGAUGAAACUGACACAGUCAAUUUUUGGAUGCGUAUUCAAACUAGCACAGAUUGUAUUCGAGAUAAUACGCAUAGUGAUCAAAAGGCAAUGCUAGUCAAAGAGAUUAAAGCAAUUGUUCGUUACGACAAGGAAUCUGUUGAUGACCCCACCACUGAUGCAUGGGUUAACUUAGAUGAGGAAGGUUCUGAAGGGGAUUUACCUUGUACUGAUUUUGAUUAUGGUUUGUUGUCGCCAGAAGAUGAUUCAAAUGCACCAGAACCAGAACAAGACGAGGAUAAAAAAGAUUACUUUUUUGGAAUUUACAUGUCUACAACUAACUCUACAAAGAAUCCAUAUACAACAUACGGUUCAGUAUCUUUAAUAACGGAUGCAGGUCAAUCUGUGAUAUCAGGUCGAUCUGUGAUAUAUGACGAUUCAUCCUUAGAUAGCACUGAAAAUACACUCCAAUUUACAAUGGAAAAUCAAG